Penicillium griseofulvum is the source of this 1641-nucleotide messenger RNA. RefSeq names its product MDR family MFS transporter. Gene Ontology annotation, biological process: transmembrane transport. The record is from RefSeq and is a predicted model, not a curated record. The coding region runs from base 1 to 1641 and encodes 546 amino acids. Gene Ontology annotation, molecular function: transmembrane transporter activity. The transcript is spliced from 3 exons. NCBI's taxonomy places the organism in Eukaryota, Fungi, Ascomycota, Eurotiomycetes, Eurotiales, Aspergillaceae.
AUGAGUAUAGACAAUUCUCCAAGUACGAGCGUGCUCGAAAGUCAAACGCCAGAUCGCGUGGACGAAUCACUUCCGAUCCAAGCCGGGGAUGGUGAGAAGGAUGUCGUCCAGGAACGGAAUAUUACGGGCUUCCGCUGGUUGCUCGUCUGUAUCGCCGUGUUCUCAGCCAAUCUGCUCUAUGGUUUGGAUAAUACCAUUGUGGCCGAUAUCCAGGGUCCUAUUGCAGGUGACUUCGACGAGUAUACCCGGCUAGGUUGGCUCGGUGUGGGCUUCACCUUAGGAUCGGUAGUUUUCAUUCUCCCGCUGGGCAAGGCUUACGCUAUCUUCGACACAAAAUGGCUCUUCCUCGGUUGUUUGACCAUGUUUGCAGCCGGCAGUGCCCUCUGUGGUGCUGCCCCAAGUAUGAAUGCCAUCAUUGUUGGGCGUGUGUGGGCUGGAGCAGGUGGAGCGGGCAUGUACCUGGGAAAUCUGAACCUGAUUACCAUCCUGACGACUCCCACGGAGCAGCCCGUGUAUGUGGGUCUGGUUGGAUUGAUCUACGGCACUGGUUGUAUUCUGGGCCCUAUCAUUGGUGGUGCCUUUUCGGAUAGUGCAGCCACAUGGAGAUGGUCAUUCUAUCUCAACCUGGUCAUCUUUGGAGUCAUGUCACCAAUCUAUGUAUUCCUUCUUCCCUCUUUGCCGCGCCCAGCAGGCGAAGGCCGCAGCUUCUUCAAGAAGCUUGUGGAGCUGGACUGGGUGGGCACAGUCCUGUCCGCCGGAAUGCACAUCGCCAUUAUCUUGUUCAUCGUAUUUGGCGGUGUCGAAUGGUCCUGGACUGAUGGGCGGAAUAUCGCUCUGUACGUGGUCUCCGCUGUCUGCACCAUUGCCUUCGUGCUCAGCCAGUACUUCUGCGUGGGAACCGACAAGGAAAACCGAUUGUUCCCAGGCGAGUUCUUGCGGAACCCCACCAUGAUCCUCCUCUAUGUCAUCAUGGCCUGUGGAGGUGCCGCCCUCUUUGUGGCAGUCUACUACAUCCCACUAUACUUCCAAUUCGUGCAUGGUGACUCCGGCAUCAUGUCCGCAGUUCGGUUGUUGCCGUUCGUGUGCUUCUACGUGGCUACUAUUCUGCUGUGUGGAUAUGUCAUGCCUAAGACCGGCUUCUUCAUUCUCUGGUACCUCGUGAGCGGUAUCUUCAUGCUCAUUGGAUCCGUGUUGAUGUACACUGUGAAAUUGGAUACCAAGCCCGCCAACGUCUACGGUUACUCCAUCCUGAUGGGACUGGGCAUGACCACCACACAGGCUGCCUACGCAGUGGGACCGACCAUUGUAACUCCCGACCGUGUGGCUGAGUGCCUCCAGUUCAUGAAUAUCGGCCAGGGUCAGAGUCAACUGUUGGGCUUGGCCAUCGCAAGUGCCAUUUUCCAGACCAAGACCCUCAGCGGGCUGACUUCCCUGUUGGGCGAUAAGGGUUAUUCGCAAGCGGAGAUUCAAGGUGCCGUCGCCGGUGCCCAGAGUACCCUAAUGGAGCGGCUGCCCGAAGCCUUGAGGGAGCAAGCCCUGAAGGUGAUUGUGAGUUCGAUCGGUGAUGUCUACGUGAUGGCGAUAUCGGCGGGAGCCCUGUACGUGCUUGCAUCCUGCUUGCUGCCUCGCCGUCGUUUCUAG